CUUCCACUGCUUCUUUGUGAGACAUUGUCGUUGUCCAAUGGCUGGUAGUGGCAUAUUGGAAGAUCCCACAGGUCGAUCUAAAGAGGACAUUGAACAGGCGCUGCAGACUUUGAAGAAUAGCGCAGAGAGGGAUUCCUGUUUGUCUGCCUGCGAGUUGAUCGAAGCUGUAACCUUCCGUUCGACGACAUGUCAGCAGCGGCUUUUGGAGAUUUCCGGCAUCGAGAUUCUUCUUGAGAACAUGAAGAAACAUCUUCAAGAUAGAGAGCUGCAGAUCAUGUUUUGCCGCAUUCUUCAGCACUUGGCAGCCUCCGCACCGAAGGAGUUGUCGAAAGCUGGUGCGUGCAGCGUGUUGAAGGCGGUUCUUGAAGCUCAUCCGUCAGAAGCUUCGGUUCAUCAAGCAAGUUGGCAAGCCUUAGAGCUCAUUGCCUUGAGGGAUGAAGAGGCACGGCGUGUUGCCGUCCAAGACGGAUGUCCAGAAUUGGUAGUCGCAUCACUGAAAAAGUUUCGCGGUCCAGGGGACGCAGCAGUGCAAGAAGCCUGUUUGGCUGCAUUGCAAGCCUUGCUGGAAUCUGCAACAUCUGAGCUUUGCCAAUCUGUAGCAAAAACAGGCGGUAUCGCUGCAAUUAUCGGUGCUUUGGCGGAUCACAGGGACCAUGCGCAGAUGCAGUACUGGGGACAGAUUGUGCUUGCGCAUUUGUGUUGUGACAAUCCAGAGCUGCGAACGGAAGCGCAGCGAAAAUGUCAUUGGCAAAAGAUUGAGAUUGAUUUCGAUCUCUAGAAAACCGAAAAACCUACUCACCCGAAUGCAUUCUUCGCGAUGUAUUUUCUGGCUUGCGUGCAGAGAGCUCUGGCUGUGCAAAUCGCACCAGGUUGUGGAUAGUGUCUUCACAUACCUGGCAGAGCCGCUUCAAGAGCACCUUCGACUUGGAGAGGCAAAGAAUCCCAACGCUUUCCACUAUCUUUCCACUAUCUUUCCACAAUCUUUCCUCCUGGCCAAAACGGCCUGUUGUCUCACUCAAGGAGCGACAAUCAGGAUUGAAAGUGGAAAAGA
Molecule: messenger RNA, 1051 nt
Organism: Cladocopium goreaui
Lineage: Eukaryota; Dinophyceae; Suessiales; Symbiodiniaceae
Source: the annotation of a GenBank genome assembly